Grus americana (Whooping crane) is the source of this 3296-nucleotide messenger RNA. RefSeq names its product family with sequence similarity 180 member A (gene FAM180A). Bases 196 to 714 code for a protein of 172 amino acids. Lineage: Eukaryota; Metazoa; Chordata; Aves; Gruiformes; Gruidae. The record is from RefSeq and is a predicted model, not a curated record. The transcript has 3 exons.
AGUUUCCUGAUCCCGAGGAGACUUGGUUUGGGAGAGGAGCUGCACACUGACUUCAGCUGUACUCAGAAGAACAGACAGGUUCUCCUUCAAAGGGGGAGGGGGAGAGGAAAAGCCAUUUAUUUAUUCCUGAAAAGAAAGGAGGUAGGAAAUUGAAAAGCUAAUAUACAGCUAGACGUACGUACUUUAAAGAGAAGGAUGCUUUGGAAGAUUUUGCUGCUGCUGCUGUUCUAUUACAGUGCUCAUGCCACUGUGACCCACAGAUGGAGCAGAGCUAUGCUUUUCCCAGCUGCUCAGCGAUUCAAGAGGUCCUCAGCUGCCUUCCUUAAUCCAGUGCUACAAAACUCGCUGGAAGAUGUUGUCCUGCUUUAUGAGUUUCUUUUAGCUGAGCUUGACAUUGACAAAGUUCAGAGGAUCUCCAUCAAAGAUGAGGAGCUUGCUUCACUGAGGAAGGCUGCUGAGUUUGACAUCAUCUGCAAUGAGAUUAUCCCCAAGAGCAUCACAGAGAUCCGCAGGCUGAGUAGCAGGCUGUCUUCCUACCCACGGGUCCUCAAGAAAGAAGACUUUGAAAGGACAGUGCUGACCAUGGUCUACACAGCCUACAGGGCUGCUCAGUCCCAGGGGCACCAGAAAGACGCUUGGGCUGAAUCCUUUGUCAGUCUUUACAAAGCCCUGAAGCACGACUUGAUGUUCCCAUACAACGAAGAGCCAUCAUAGUGGGAGACUUGAUGCAACGGCCACUCAGCCACCUCUUCUGGUUGAUAAGGGACACACAGCACAUCCACCACUUUAUUCUAUAAAGAGUUUAAUAGCCUGCUUCAUGAAAUAUUAUUUGUUUUCUAGCUCCCUCUUGUGGAAUCCACUUUAUAGUUCCAUGUUAAGUGGGGAAAAAUUGUUAUCUUCAGUCCCGGGAAUUCCUUUUUUGUGCUGGGUUGGAGGCACACUCUGUGACAGGCAAAGAAGGGAAUCUGGUGUACACCCCAAACAGCUAUGCCCUUGUUUUGUCCUGUGGGUUUCCUAUAAAGAAUAUAUAAGUAUACUAGGCUUAUGUUCACAUACCUAUGUGUAUGUGCUGGAGAGUGCUGCUUUCCUAGCUGAGGAAACAAGUUCAUAUUUUGGCUGACCAGUAAAAGAAUACUAUAAAGAGAUGCAAAGGCCCUCUGUAAAAGAAAGGGGAUUCAUAACUGUCAGCCUUCAGAAAUUAUGCCAAAUAUAUUCAUUCCAAAUAUUCUUGCAAAUAAGCACUAUCUGAUUCACUUCAUUUGGCUGAACCAGUUUUUAAUCACAAUAACAUUUGCAGAAGACAAAGGGCAUUGUGAACACCAGCAGCAAACAAUGCCUGUGAACAUAUUCCCCACUUCCCAGAGCUGCCCUCCCAAACAAUCUGCAAUGAUUCUAUCAUUGUUUGCACAUGACUUUUUGCUUCUGCUCCUUGGUUUUUUGAAGGGAAGUGGAGUCAAAGGCAAGACAAAGGCCCUGUUUAAUUUAAUGAUGACACAUUUUUCCUGGUUCUAUCACUUGAACGUAGGUCGUCCAACCCACGCUUCAGAAUCGCCCUGAAGCAAGGGAGGAAGGUGCAUUAAAACAUAUCUGGUGCUGAAUUUAAGUGUGGCUCAUUUUCAGUUUUGAUGGUAAAUUAUAUAUUCACUUGUGUAUACGUGUGUGUAUGUUCAUGGAUGUGUGUGCACAUAAGUGCUGAGUACAUGGAAGAAUCCUAAAUUGUUCAGUCAGGGAACGAUUGCAUCUGACCACUUAACAGAAAAGGCCAUUCACCAAUCUAGGGGUGGGAAUUAUGACUUUGGGAGCAGUGGAAAAGCAGUACUUAUUUACGGCAAAAUUUUUUGUAGAAAUAUUGCAACUGAUUAUUAUAAAUGGCAAAAAAAAAAAAAAUCAUGGACAGAAAAUGGACAGGAAAAGGAGAUAUAUCUUGUCAGACAAAUGACUAGCAAUGAAAAAUCUAACCUUUUCUAAAGCAAAUCCCCUAAUUUUUGUGAACAAGUUAAACAAACUCUGUUUCUCUAUUGAUAUUAGAGGUGCUUCUACUGCCAGAGCAUGGGAAAACAGCUGAACAAUGAUUUAAUCCUUUCAUACCAGCACUCUCUAUCUCUUUGUUUGCAUAAUAUCUUAAGGAGACAGCCCCAAAUCACAAAUCCCUGAGGCUGUAAAAGAGUACUGGGGACACCAACCCCUGUUCUGAACCAUGUUUAUCUGCUUCUGCAUCACUUGGGCAAAAUGAAUAAACUCUUCUGUGUCCCUUGACAGAGAUGCUCCAAGGACUGGAGUUGAAAAAAAAUCCAUCCAGCACCACUUUGUUGCAGCAAACAGCAAACAGUGCAAGCAGUCAGAGCACACUGGGUUUGGCAAUCACCCGUGGGAGUGUGAACCCACAGCAGCCUUAGAGACAGGCUGGCAAUGGCAAAAGCAGUUGGACAAAGGGCUUAUAAAAGACAGUCAGUCCUGUUUCUCCCAGUAGUUUCUAUAUGUACAUGCAUGAGUGUGCGUAUUUGCAUUUAGAUGCAUGUAUGUGUAGGUGCGCUUUUAUACCUGAAUAUUGUUGGCCAUCUUCAAAGCCUGGCUGGCAUAUGGCAAAGGAAACUGAAAAUCUCAACCACAAAGCUAUGAGCCACGAGUAUCUCUGUCUCCUCUACUUGCACACACAGCUCAGCGCCCAGAAAGCAGCCUUACGCUACAGUCCACAUGCCUUUUAAGCCUUCAGCAUAAACACUGAUGAUCUGUUUGUGUUUUUUACCCACGCCAUGCUUUAUAAACACAUGGAGGAGAAAUGCUGUGGAGCAUGCUCCUGCCUUUCCAGCUCUGCUUCUUCUUGGCUCCCUGAAGCACCACUUGCUGGAAGAGCCUGGAACCAGGGCAACUCGUAAAUCCCUUACAGUCAGUGACUCCAAGUUUGCAAAGAUAACAAGAAAGAGCUCCACAGCAUGUAUUAAUUAGUAGUAAUCACCAUCCAGAGAAAUACCUCCCAGCCACUCUCCUGACCCCACAAUAGGACUGUCCAGAAAUCAGAGUUUACUCAUCAAUAAGUAUCCCAUGGAAAAGAAUUACAGAUAGUUUUGAAUAUCCAAUCAUUCCGUGUGGCAUACAUACCUUCCUGUACCUUACAAAUUCGUAAUUGAAAUCUUUACCUCCCUAACAGAAAAUAAAGCCUUUCUGAGUUUCUUUCCCUCCUCCCAUUACUAUGUGUAGUGUAGGAAAAGAGAUUUAUUCCUUGGGAAUGUGCUUGGACUGCCCAGGUUAAUUUAACAGAGACUGUCAAUGUAAUAAUAAAAAUAAUCUACGUAAAA